AUGGGCUACUCCUGUGGUCCUUGCAGGCUACCUGGUGCCCACGGGCACCACGUUGAUGGCCCAAUAUAUGCCCUAGUGUCCACCACUAAGAGAGUGGAAAGCAGUUCAGUAAAUCUGACCUGCAGCAGUGAUGCUAAACCACCUGUGGAGAACUACACCUGGUUUAAGGAGAAUGAAGCCUCACCUGUAGGAUCAGGACAGAGUUACAGAGCUCUACAGAAUGGACUGUACUACUGUGAGGCUCAGAAUAUAAUCGGCUUUAAAAGAUUAGCUGCAGUGUCCAUCACUAUAAAGGGAGCUCUUGGGAAUGAAUGGAGUUUGAAUUACAGCCAGGAAAAACUAUGUGCUUUAAAAGGAUCUACAGUUGUCCUGAGAGCCACUUACACACAUCCAACAGAUGUUACAGUGGAAAGAGUUUUCUGGGUAAUAGACCCAGUUAAGGGUAGAAAUCUGACUGAUCUGCGUAAUGACUCGAGUUACUCGGGCAGAGUGGAGUAUUUAGAAGGUGAACAGAACCACUUCUCCCUCAGACUGAGUGACGUGAAGAAAUCAGAUAAACACAAUUACUGCUGCAGAAUCAUAACAAACGAAGAUAAAGAACGAUACCUGGGUUAUCCUGGAGUUAUACUCAGAGUAACAGAUCUUCAGCUGAUCGCUCCUGCAGAAGUGACAGAGGGAGAAUCAGUCAUUCUGACCUGUAAAACCACCUGCAGUCUGACUGAUCCAACAUUCAUCUGGUACAAAAACACACAUGAUUUAACCACAAACACCUUCAAGAGCAACAAACUCCACCUGCAGAGGGUCAGCAGUGAGGAUGCAGGCAGUUAUAACUGUGCUGUAAGAGGAUCUGAACAUCUCCCAUCUCCUGCUCAAUACCUCAGUGUCAGAUAUCCUCCCAAGAGUGUCUCUGUGUCCAUCAGUCCCUCUAGUGAGAGAGUGGAGUAUAAUCCAGUGAAUCUGACCUGCAGCAGUGAUGCAAACCCACCUGUGGAGAACUACACCUGGUUUAAGGAGAAUGAAUCAUCACCUGUAGGAUCAGGACAGAGUUACAGAGCUCUAGAGCAUGUAGUGUACUACUGUGAGGCUCAGAAUAAACUCGGCACUAUGAGAUCACCUGCAGUGUCCAUCACUAAAGAUGGUGGCUCUGGAAUUGGGUAUGUGGUUGGUGGACUUGGUCUUGGAGCUCUUAUUUCUGCAUUUUUCUGGAUGAGAUGGAAGCGACAAAAGCAAAAGGCACAUGAAGGUGACCAUCAGAACAUUGAGCUGAGUGCUGAAGACGAUAUGUAUGUAGCUCUCAACUCUGCAGGACAGACAUCUGUUGAUGUGUAUCACACACUUGCAGAGCUCUUGGGAAUCAAUGGAAUGUGA
Messenger RNA from Silurus meridionalis, 1368 nucleotides. Its product is annotated as B-cell receptor CD22-like. Lineage: Eukaryota; Metazoa; Chordata; Actinopteri; Siluriformes; Siluridae. The record is from RefSeq and is a predicted model, not a curated record. Bases 1 to 1368 code for a protein of 455 amino acids. The transcript has 9 exons.